CUUAGAAGUUUGGGGUGGUGGUGACCUGGGAGAGGGCCCCAUAAUUGUCUAACUCCUUGCCCCAUGUUGGUGCAUCGAGCCCCUUAACUACGCAGCUUUUGGCUGAAGACACAUCUCUUCACCCUGGCUUUUGACUCUUGACAUGUGUAUUUUCAGAACAUGCCUUAUUUUGUAAUUUUAAGUUGUUUAAAACUGUUUUAAAUAUUGUGUAAAACUGAACUUUAAAAUUAUUGUUGUUUUUAAUUGUUGUAACCUACCCUAGGAUCUCAGGAUGGGGGGCGGGGUAAUGAAGUGUGUGGUAAUAAUAAUAACUGUAUAGAAUUGCACUGUUAAACUUAUAAAUGAAUUUCAAUUUUAAUAUAUUUAUAUGAUAUUUAUAUGUAUACCCAUACACACACUUCGUUUAAUAUAUCAUGUCCUAUAUCUGAAUGAAAAUGUGAAAGAGGGGGGAAAUAAUAUGUAAAGGGUUUAAUGGUGUGUAGGAGAGAAGCACUUUGGAACGCGGAGACAAAUCGCUUGAUAAAUGCCAAGAAACAUUUUCCUUAAAAAGAAAAAAAAAAUCUGCACCCACUCUUAUCCUUGGUGUGUGCAAAAACGAGAGGAACGGCUGACAAAACAGAGGUAUCAGCCGAUAAAUUAACUGCGCGCUGCUGACAGGUCUACUCAGGAGUAAAUCCCAAUCGCUGGUUUCAAGGUAAAUGCACGAUGCAAGGCUGCAGUUCGGUUAACCAUUUCUGAGAGGGGAGGGGAGAGAGAAAAUUGGUGCGGACCGAUCCCCUGCGCGUUUACUCGGAAGUAAGCGCCCCUGUGCUCAGUGGAGUACCCUAAGUUACAUAGGCACGGGUUGCGGCCGGCACCUUUUUGAAGGACUUGUUUUGCGUAAGCCUGCAACCCUAGAUCCGCUUACCUGGGAGUAAGCCCGCUAUGUCUCUUACUCCUGAGUAAGGUUACAGAAGGUAGCUUCUUCACUUACUUCCAGCCAAAACACAUGCUGCGUGAUUUGAUUGCAUCUAUACAGGGAGACCAGCCUCCACCCACUCCCCGAUUGCAGGGGGUUAGACUAAAUGACUAUUUGGGUUCCUUCUAAUUCUUAAAAAAAAAUAAUUAUGAUUCCAAGGGAACGAAAACCAGCUUCACACCCUCCCCAUUCACAAGUUCUUAAGCCACUCCUCUUCCUCCUCCCUACCCUCCUCCCUAUUGGCCGCGGGCCGAGGAGCUCCGCCCCUUUCGAACGUUGCGUAUCCGGCUUCGAAGGACCCGGCAGCAGCUCUGCCCGCUGCCUCCCCCCCCCCACCCCGCCCCCACGUGGGCCUUGCAAAGGGGAAACUAAGGUAAAGGCGGGGAGGGGGGAGGUCUUGGAUCAAUGGACUAGCUGGUCCGGUCCAUUCUUCAGUGAGAGGCCUGGGAAGGAGUCCCGCCCACCUCUUGGUGGAGGAGAGGGACUAAUGGGGUAAUAAGGGAGAAAAGGGGAGUCCCCCCCCCAGGGUGCUGCUUCGCACCGAGUCAGACCACCCCCGGCCCUUCUCGCUCAAUAUUGCCUACACUGACUGGCAGUUGUAGCUCUCCGGGAUCUCAGGCACUUCCAGCUCUCCCACUGAGGAAUCGAACUUGGGAAGUUUCGCAUGCAAAGCAGCUUCGCCGCCGCUGAGCUACGGCUCGUUUUCCCUUUUGCAGUUGCAGCUACGGCUUGCUUCUGAAGGACAGCCUGCCAUCGUGGGUGACAUUGUGUGCGUGUGUCCCGUGGCGGGCUGGCUCGAUCCAAAUGCCACAGGUCCAGAGUGUAAACAUCUAAUGUGGAGCUGGUUUGAUUUUCGGAUGCACCUUAAAGUCAGCUUGCUCCCUGCAAGGAGAAAAGUAGCAAGGGAGCCAAGCGAACCCUUUUGCCCCAUCUGCUAGCUUUCCGCUUGCAGGGUUUGCUUGUUUCCCACAGAGAUCCAACACAAGGUGAAAAGUGGCACAGCAGAGAGAGAGAUCUCCCACCUUCGUUGGUACGGUCAGCUUUACCACCUCAGGUUGGGAGGCCAGAGAAGCGAAAGUGAGGACUCCUGGACCCUUACACAAGUAUUAAAGGUGCAAGGGUCCUGUUCUCUGUUUCACCUUUGCCCCAUGACUCUGCUCCCUCAUUCGGCUGUGUGUAUCUGGCCACAUGCUGUUGUGCUACGUUACACGGCAAUGCUGUAACCACAACUGAGCUUCAAAACUGUCGUGCAGGCCAAAGAUCUGUCUAAUCCAGCAUAAAUUAAACAAAUUAAAUUCUCAUAUAUCUCAUAUUAAUGAGAUAAAUUUAGGACCAUUUCUGCAACAAGUGCUCAUUUCGCAAAAAUUAUAUCCUGUGCUUUUCCCCUCCUCUGGGGCCUACUCCCUGGUAUUUUAUCUGUGUUGUUUUAACAGAGACUCGGUCUGGCAAAAAAGCAAGAUAUAAAAAGUAAUUUAUACCUCUCAUCUUAUUGUGUGACAGAUUUUGCCUCCUGACAACACCUCUCCUAAGACCAUCGGUACCUAUUUCUGCCCAGAGGACCAAUCAUGGCUGGAAGAGGCGGCAGAGGGAGGGGCCGCGGCGGUCACAUGACCUUCAACGUUGAAGCUGUGGGCAUCGGAAAGGGGGAGGCUCUGCCCCCACCCACCCUCCAACCAUCCCCACUGUUUCCUGUGAGUCUGGAUUGCUUUUUCUCAAUUUCUUCCCCCACCCCUUUAUUAUAUUUAUUUACGUUCCAUAUCAAACAUGUAUUACCAAAGCAAUGUUGAUUUAAAACAUAAAUAAAAAUAGGUUAUAUAAAACAAUGAAUCCUUUAAAGGAAACUGUAGUAUUGAAUAUUAAAGGUAAAGGUAAAAGGACCCCUGACCAUUUAGGUCCAGUCGUGGCCGACUCUGGGGUUGCGGCGCUCAUCUUGCUUUAUUGGCCGAGGGAGCCGGCGUACAGUUUCCGGGUCAUGUGGCCAGCAUGACUAAGCCGCUUCUGGCGAACCAGAGCAGCACACGGAAAAGCCGUUUACCUUCCUGCCAGAGUGGUACCUAUUUAUCUACUUGCACUCUGACGUGCUUUCUAACUGCUAGGUUGGCAGGAGCAGGGACCGAGCAACGGGAGCUCACCCUGUCGCAGGAAUUCAAACCGCCGACCUUCUGAUCGGCAAGCCCUAGGCUCUGUGGUUUAACCCACAACGCCACCUGCGUCCCUAGUAUUGAAUAUUAUAGUAGAUCAAAUAUUAUGUUAAAUAGAAUAUUUUUAAUCCUACCAGUAGAAUGUAUUGUGCUUUAAAGAAACGUAACCUGAAUCCUGAAAUACUGUUUGUAGGGUAGCCAGGUGGUGGUAUUUCUAUUUAUACCGUGAUCCAUUUUACAUUUUUUUCUUAAUUUGAUCUUGGGGGGGUGUCUAGAAAAAUCAGACAUAUUAAUUUAUCCAAUAAAAUUAUCCGUAUUUAUUUAUUGCAUUUAUAAGGAGCUCAAGGUGGCGUACAUGGUUCUCUCCCCUUCCCAUUUCACCCCCCAUUUCAACCCUGUGAGGCAGGUUAACUUAUUGUGUCUCUUUGCCUCUCCCCGUACAGCCCUUAGAAUAUAAACCUGUUCCACUGCAAACGGGAGAGGAGGUUGAAUACAUGUUGGCCCUGAAACAAGAACUGAGGGGUGCUAUGAAGAACCUGCCGUACUUCAUCAAGCCUUCUGCACCAAAGAAAGGUAAAAAAAACAACAACACAACAACCCACCAGGCAAGAAGAAUGCAGAAUUCCUCCUCUGCUAGGAGGACAGUAAAACAGCUGACCCACCUCUUAAAUAUCAAAGGGCAAAAAUAGUUUGCAAUCUUUUAAUCGCUACCCCACCCCAUAGAUUGGCUGACCUGUUUCGGAGUCACAGAACGUUCACCGAUGGGAAUUUUGGGUUUGUUUUUUUGAAGGAGGGGGAAGGGUCAGCCAUGAAUGUUGGAAGUCAUAAGAACAUAAAUAGAGCGUGCUGGAUCAGGCCAAUGGCCCAUCUAGUCCAGCAUCCCAGUGGCCAACCAGGUGCCCCAAUGGGAAACCCAAACACAAGACCCUUUUCCCCUCCAGUGGUUUCCACUAGCUGGCAUUCAGAAGCCUUGCUGCCUCUGGUUCUGGAGGCAGAACAUCGUCAUCAUGGUUAAUAGUCAUUGGUAGCCUUCUCCUCCGUGAAUUUGCCUAAUCCUGUUUUAAGGCCACCCAAGUUGUUGGUCUAUUCCCAGAGCAGUUUUCACAAUCAAUGCCUCUUUCCCAGGGAACUCCCAACUCUUGGCACCCUUAACAAACUACAAUUCCCAUGAUUCUUUGGGGAAAGCCAUGGCUGCUUCAAGUGCUUUGAAUGUAAGGUGCUGAUGUGACCUAUAUCAUCUGGCAGCAUGUGGCCUUGCUGUGAGGAUUGGGCAAUGACAGGCAAACGGGAGCAGAUUCACUCCCAUUUUCCAACCCCUCCUUUCUCUCCACCUCCCUGUUGCUUAGCUGUAUCACCUCUCGGUCUCCUCUUUUCCAGGCUGAGCAUACCCAGAUCCCUAGACCAUUCCUCAUAAGGCUUGGUCUCCAGACCUUUCGCCACCUUCAUCACCCUCCUCUGCACAUGUUGUUAUAGGCAGGUGCAUCCCGGAGAUAUUGCAAAAUCCCCCCAAGUCAAGUUUCCCAGGGUUGUAAAAUCCUUCUCAUCUGUGGUGUCAUAUACACCUUGUUAACCUGAGGCCACCUGGUGUCAUCAGUGUGUGCAAACCCAGUGACUCUAAACCCCAAAUCUCUCUAAAUUUCAGGAUUCCUAGAUCCCUAUCGAGUGGCUGGUUUUCACUGGCCUAAAGCCAGCUUCAGGUUAUGUUGACAAGAGGUCAUUGGCCAAGCUGAUAUUAAACACAGACUUGUGUUCAGCGGAGCACAGCAGAGAUCUUCUGCUGUGAUCCACCAGCCUGGGCGACCUUCUUGGUCGGAGAAGCCCAGAGAAGAGGAUCAUAAGAUGCGAUGGGCAUCUUCCCUCUGUGGGCUUUCAGGAACUGUUCAUUCAUUCUUCGACAAACAUAUUUUUAAAUUCCAGGCUCUGGUUUCACUCAUAGGAUCAAGGCUCUUUGAGCUCCACAGUGACCACUUGAGGAAUUGGAUACUGGGCACACACAAAAUGAGGAUCAACAACUUUCUUCUUCUUUUGAAAGCACACUUCUGGGGUCUCUAAAUAGCCCUGAGAAUAUGUGGGUAGCACCUGGUGGGAAAUCUCAGUGGCUAGAUUGGGAACAGGGUUUUCUGGAAACUGCACAAGGGGGAGAGCAUUGCUGAUGUUCUUCCCAGGAGUGUUUGGUUGACCACAGUGAGAACAGGAGGCUGGACUAGAUGGGCCAUUGGCCUGAUCCAGUGGGCUCUUUUAUGUUCUUUUGUUGUUCUGAGGAUGCUGGAGACCAUUAGAACAGGCUUCCUCAACCUCGGCCCUCCAGAUGUUUUGAGACUACAAUUCCCAUCAUCCCUGACCACUGGCCCUGCUAGCUAGGGAUCAUGGGAGUUGUAGGCCAAAAACAUCUGGAGGGCCAAGGUUGAGGAAGCCUGCAUUAGAACAAAACCUGUGUCAACUCAUAAGAGCAGAGAAGUAAGGGGAGGAAUAAAGUAGGGCCUGUUGGGUAUGGGGGCAAGUAGGAGGCAGCUUCGGGGUGUAAAGAGGGCCGGCCCAUGAAGAGAACCACAAGUUAGCCACACCGGGUUUAGUCAAGUCCCUACAUCUGUGUGUGGGUUGGUAGAAUGGCUUGUUUCUUGAAACCUGUCUGCAUCCUGCAUUUUCCAGAUGUGGAACGCUAUUCCGACAAGUAUCAGAUGUCCACUCCUGUUGACAAUGCCAUUGAGUGGAGUCCUGGUAAGUCGGAGAAUAUUUUAUUUAGUUGCAUUUAUUUGGAUAUUUGCACAUCCCACACCAGCCUCAAGGGCUCCUUUCCCCCCUUGCCUUAGAUAUAUUGGAAGAUAUUUAUAUAUCAUUUUCCAUUACAAAAAAACCCCAAAAACAAAUACAAGUACAAAUUGGUGAAAACAUACCAUGAAACAGUAAAAGCGACAUAGAAACAGAUGAGACGUAAGUUGCAUGCAGGGUGGAACCGUUGAAAUUAAUCAACCUAAGUUAGUCAUUAUUUGUGAGGUGGUUUGGAAGGUACAGUUGCAUUCCAUAUGCAUCAUCCCAUUACAGCCCUUACAACAAACUUGUGAGUUAGGCUGAUGUUAUUACCCCCAUAUUAGCAGUGGGCACGGAAGGGCCAAGGUAGGAUCCUGUCUCCCCACCCCACAUUAUUCCCCCAGCCCACCUUGCCAACAGAAGUGAAUGAGACCUGUGUAGAGUAUACACAGAUAGAGUUCCCUGCUUAGAGCACAAGGCAAAAUUCCGACUUAGGGGUUUUGGGGGGGGGAUUUUUUGGGGGGGGGUAAAUAAAUGGUGUUAUUAGGAAUUUUGAAUGGCUCUGAAGAACAGAAGUGGUGGAUUUUAUAAGAAAAUCCAGCUGGACCUUCCACAUGUGCCCAAGUAGUUAAAUUUUGCUUGGCUAUUUAUCUUUGCAGAUUGGAAACAGCUACCCCAAGAAUUAAAGAUCCGGGUGCGGAAGAUUAAAAAGCAGAGUAAGUACUUCUCCGCGUUCAAGCUAAAGUCAGAACAGCAGCAACAGAAACCCCCUUUCCUGACUUUUACGCUUUCGCACCCCACGAUUGCCCAGCUGCAGAACAGGGAUUUGACCCUUCUUCUCUGCGACUCAAAUGGCAGCACUCUGCUCACCCAGCUCUUAAGUAUUUGCAUCCAGUAGGCCCCCACCACUGGUUUAGGAAGCAAUGUGCGCACACUAUCAGCCACAAUCCAUAUCUAUCCUGUGAGAAAAGCUGCCUUUUCAUCUCCCCGCAAGCAGGCCAGCUUUGAUCUGAUUUGAAGGCGUAAUCCUUAUUUCUUUCUUGCAUUUAUAUAUUCCUUUUUUUAAAAAAGGUUUUAUGUAUACUUUUCAGGUUUAUACAUUUUAUUAGUUUUACAAUCAAUUUAACAUUUCAAAGUUUGACUUCCUUCCCCUCUUUCUGAAGUUCCUUAAAUUUAUUUUUUAAUAUUUUCUGCAUAUCCAAAUUCGUUUAAUUGGCUCAUUUUUCUUAUCUACUUUAAAUAUAUACUCUUAUGAAAUUGCAGGUUGUUACAAUAAUCCUGUCAAUGUUCUUAUCUGUUUACAAUUUAUCUGUAAAUAAAUAAAUCAAGAUAAGAGUUUGUUAUCUUGAUUUCUUAUGCUUCCGGUAAGUUUUGCCAUUUCUGUAUAUUCCAUAAGUUUUUGUAUCCAUUUUUCCUUUGCUGGAACUUCUGCUUCUUUCCACUUUGGGGCAAGUAGCAGUCUUGCUGCUGUAGUUGCAUACCUAGAUAAAUUUCUAUAGAAUUUAGGUAGUUCUGUCCCUAUAAUUCCCAAAGGAAAAGCUUCUGGGCUUUUUUUAAACAAACGUUAUUUUGAACAGCCUUUUCAAUUAAUUGUAUAUCAUUUCCCAUUUAUAUAUUCCACCUUUUUCUCCACGGAGCUCAAGGUGGCGUACAUAGUUCUCAUUCCCCCUCCCCCCAUUUUAUCCUCACAACAACCCUGUGAGGUAGGUUAGGUUGAGAGUGAGUGGCUGGCCUCAAAUCACUCUAACCACUGCACCACACAGCCUCUACGAAGACAGCCAUGCCUCCUCCCCACCCGCUGGUGUGUGGACAGACAGCAACUUGGAAGCACACACCCAGCUGUGUACAGUGUGCAAAUGCGAUUUGAAACAGAGGGGGUGGAAACAGCUCCACCGCGUCUUAAGCCGGUAAUGUGUGCACAGCCUAAAGCUCUGCCCACUGUACCAUGCUGCCUCUGCCAGUUUACAAGGGUUCUUUCCCGUCAAAACCCAUUUAGCUUUUCCUGAAUUGCCCAAGUCCCCAUUUACGCAGCUUACUGUUCAGUUUUAUGGGGAAUUUAGUGACAGAUUUCCGCUCAGAAUUCCCACACCCUUUCCCGGUUUAAUCCUCAGCGAGAUGAGUUCAGACAGGCAGAGUUUGUCACCCUUUUGAAGAGAGCUGAGGCCUCUGUAAAUCCAAGGUGGGAAAAAGUCUUGUAACUGGCAAGCAGGGCCUGAGAGAACCUUCUGCCCUUGAUGCCCAACCCUGGUGCAGAAAUGAUCACGUUAAGAGGAUGUCCUUGGUUGGUGGGUCUUCAAAAUGGAGGGUGAGGGAGAAGAUGGUGGUCUCUUGGGUACGUUGGGCCUAACCUUACUAGGAUUUUAUAAAUUGCCACUUUUCAAAGUUUUCUGCCCCUGCCACAUUAAUGUGCCAAAGAACCCGUGUGUUGCAGAGGAUUCUGGGACAUGCCAUGGCUUUCGGUUAAGCAGAUGAACCCAGAACCCUCAUUUUUGCCCCUUGUGAGCUGAGAGGCCACAUUCGCACCAUAUAUUUUAAGCACUAUGAUACCACUUUAGAUAGUUGUGGCUUCCCCCUGAGAAUUCUGGGAGCUGUAGUUUGUUUAAGGGUGCUGAGGAGGCCACAAAUUCCCCACAGAGCUACAAUUCCCAGACUUCCCUGAGAAGAGGGGUUGAUUGUUAAACCACUCUGGGAAUUGUAGCUUCGGGAGGGGGACAGCGAAAAUGUCGAGAUGUUUCCCAUGGUUGAUUGUGGGAGCCUUAUUAUUUAAUAUAUAAACUAAGGUGAUAUAUAUAUAUAUAUAUAUAUAUAUAAUUUUCUAGCUGUUUAUAUUAUCUGUAUGUGUGUAUUGAGCUGUUGAAUGUUUUGGAGGCCUUGACUCUUCGUUGCUCUUUGUGGCUCCUUGUUGUGAAUGUUUUCUAUUUAGGAACUGUUGACCACACAAGUAGGUAAGAUAGCCAUAGAAUCAUAGAAUCAUAGAGUUGGAAGAGACCACAAGGGCCAUUGAGUCCAACCCCCUGCCAAGCAGGAAACACCAUCAGAGCACUCCUGACAUAUGGUUGUCAAGCCUCUGCUUAAAGACCUCCAAAGAAGGAGACUCCACCACACUCCUUGGCAGCAAAUUCCACUGUCGAACAGCUCUUACUGUCAGGAAGUUCUUCCUAAUGUUUAGGUGGAAUCUUCUUUCUUGUAGUUUGGAUCCAUUGCUCCGUGUCCGCUUCUCUGGGGCAGCAGAAAACAACCUUUCUCCCUCCUCUAUGUGACAUCCUUUUAUAUAUUUGAACAUGGCUAUCAUAUCACCCCUUAACCUCCUCUUCUCCAGGCUAAACAUGCCCAGCUCUCUUAGCCGUUCCUCAUAAGCCAGCUCCUUGAAUUAUGCCUGGGGAAAAAUGGGCAGCCUUCAGGAGAUGUCGGUGUGCUGAUGUAAAUGUAUGCAAGGGCUGUAGGGCAUCUUUUGUGUGCAGAAGGUCAUGGGUUCAAUCCCCAGUGGCGUCUCCCAGUAAGACUGGGAAUGUCCCAGGUGGACUAAUGGUCUGGCUUUGGUACAGAAGCAGCUUCCAGCAUUUAUCCUGCUGUCCUCUCUCUGCGGUGUUAACCUGAUGGUCUCUUUUUGGUACAGGAGCCACCAUCCUUACCCCCAGGCGCAAAACUCAGUUGCCAGUAGACAAAGAAGAAGCCAUCAAGAAGCUGGAGGUAAGAACAUAAGAUGAGCCUGCUGGAUGAGGCCUAUGGCCCAUCUGGUCCAGUAUCCUGUUCUCACAGGGGCCAGUCAAAUGCCUCUGGGAAGCCAAGACAAGAGCACUUUUUGCCCUUCUGUAGUUUAAAGCAACUGGCUUUCAGAAACAUUAAGGCCAGGGUGAAGAGGUGUGUCUUCCGCAUCCUCCGAAAGCUGUACAAUGAAGGUGCAGACGGACCUCUGCAGAGAGGGAGUUCUGCAGUUUAGGGGCCACCACAGAUUAGACCUCUUGGAUCAUAACCACCACCCCUGAGCCUCUGAGAGCAGAGGAGCUACCAAGAAGGCUGGUCUGUAGGGAAGAAGGCAGUUUUUCUGAUAUCUGGGGCCUGCAUUGUUCCAUGAGCACCUUGGAUUAGACCCAGAUAUGAACUGGCAACCAGUGCAGCUGUUUUAGAACAGGGGGUAAAUCAGAAUUGUAGAGUGGGGAGGUCCUCCAGGGGUCAUCUAGUCCAACCCAUGCAAUGCAGGAAUCACAGCUGAGGAAUCCCCGAGAGUGGCUCCUGUAUUUAUAAACAAUCCAACCUCUUGUUUAUAAAUCACCAAUGAAAGAGAGCCCAACUUUCCUGGGUCAUCUGUUCAACUGUCAAACAGCUCUAACCGUCAGGAUUAUAUGUGAGAUCUAAACGGAACCCCAGCCACUAAUCUGGCUGCUGUAUUUUAGACCAAAUGAAGUUUCAUCUUGAAUCAACCAGAGACGGUGAGAUCCAUCGCAAGUUGGGAGUGAGUUGUAUAUAAUAGGAUGGAGGACAGGAGGCCGAAUCAAGACUCCCCCCCCCCCCUUCACCCAGUUCAUGUGAUGGUUCCUUUGGGUCUCAGAUCAUGUUCUCAGCGCUAGGAGUCUGCCCUUGAAAUUGUGAUAUAAUAAGCUUGUAUCUUAAUACUUUUCAAUUGUUUCCUAGACUUUGGAAAAGAAAGAGGAGGAGGUGACGUCUGAAGAGGAAGAGGAGAAAGAAGAGGGAGAAGAAGGGAAGGAAGAGGAGGAGGAGGAAUACGACGAGGAAGAAUUUGAGGAGGUAUGGAGGACAAAAAUCAGAAACGCAGACCCGUCUUUGGCAAGAGGUGCACCCUGCCGUUUCUCUGAGUUGAGGGGUUCAGGCAGCCUUCCCUGCACAACCCCCGCUUGCUAACGCCACCACUAGACUUCUUUCCUUAGCUAAAAAAGUGUGUGCGGUGCCAUCCCAGAAAGGUUUCUCUGCUCCCUAAAAUUCGGAGAGGCAUCCAACUGGGAUCCAUUUGGCAGGAGGGUUUUGGAUAUCUGCACUUUUUAAAGCUGAGAAAUCAGCGUUGACCAGCGAAUUCAAGGCAUGAGAUAUUCACAUUUUGUUUCCUUUUUUUUUUUAAAAAAAGGAAUGUGCUUGUAGUCCAUAAGGAUAAGCUAGAAAGUGUGUGGGCCACAUCUGAUGAAACCUCGGAAAGCCAGGAUGUCCAAAACAUCUGGAGGAGCAUCAGGUUCAUAGAAUCAUAGAACUGUAGAGUUGGAAGGGGUCCCCAAGGGACAUCUAGUCCAACCCACUGCAAUGCAGGAAUCACAGCUAAAAAUUCCUGGCAGGUGGCCAUCCAACCUCUGUUUAAAAAUCUCUAAUGAAGGAGAGUCCACCACCUUCCGAGGUGGUCCAUUCCAUGGACAAACAGCUCUUAACCCUCAAAAAGGUUUUCCUAAUGUUGAGAGGAAAUCCCCUUUCUUGUUAUUUGAACCUGUUGGUUUUAGCAAAAGCUUGUUCUAAACUCUCAUCUCCACUGCACCCAUUUAUUCUUCUUCAACAGGAGACGGAUUACAUCAUGUCCUACUUCGACAACGGUGAAGAUUUCGGGGGCGACAGCGACGACAACAUAGAUGAAGCCAUUUACUGAAUGGGGUGGCCCACCCGGUUUGCAAACAGGGAGGUGCGUCUCACAAGCGCCCCAAACAUCUCUCCCCCACUGAGGAGCCUUUUCUGCUGCCCCUUUGGGGUCCUUGGAUGGACAAACUGUCUGGCUUCGGAUAGGCUCCUGAUUGCUUUCUGUGGGGCCCCUUCACAAGCGGAACCUGCCGGAACGUCUGCUCAUUCGGCCUCUAGGUGGCAUCGCUGAUCCAUUCUUCCCUGGGUGCUCUGUGUGUGUCUCUGUGGGCACCUGUUGACAAAACCAGCACAGGAACAUUGGAUCUUCGGCUUCCUCCAUUUUCUUCUGGAAAAUGUGGGUCCCCUUGGGUUUAGUAGGAGAGCGUGUGAACUCCUGACACACCUGGCUUUCUUUCCUGAGCCUAGGAAGGAAAUGGAAUCCUUCCAGAAGACACUGAAAGGGACUUUUAUCUGCGGUGUUAAUUCACAGCAAAAAACAUUCCUCUCGUUUGAUCUUCUCUUUUGUAACGAUGCCUUGCGUUUGUUUUUCCUCUUGUGCGGAAGGCAGUGCCAAACGGAUGCCAAAGAUACAGAUUUUUUUCUUUGGGAAGUAUUUUAACGGGACGGUUUUAAAUUCCACUUUUCUACUUUUGACUUUGUGAGGCCCUGUUGAAGAUGAAGGGGAUGAAUAGGAGGCAAAGGAGAUAGCCAGCCUCUUUGAAGAGUUGCCAAGAAUCUCCCACAAUCCUCUGGAGCCUGUGAAGGGACACAGUCCCUGUUUCGUGGAAUGCCUGUGCAUAGAAGUUCCCAUUUUGAGAUGUACAAAACCCGAUUUUUAACUUGUAUUUUAAUCAGCAACGAGGUUUCGGUGCUGUACUUUGGUUUGGCUGAGAGCUGCCAGCUGCAUCCACAACUUUCCCAUCUCAGGCAUAACUGUUGAAGAUGGUGGGGCUAUUCCCCCACACCCUGUGAUAUUUAACCCUUAUCAAGAUUUUUGCAAGCACAGCUGGGCUAAAUAUUCACCCCACCUUCCUGGAGCCAUUUAUCAGCUGCUAAAGAAGAAGGACUUUUUAAAGGUCUUAUAGUUUUCAAGGGUGUCAUCCUGUCUUUAAAAUGCAGUGUGGACAAAGGUUCCCCUCCCUCUUCCUUUUACAAAAAAACAAAGCCCCCAAAUUGAAACAGGCUGGCCAACCACUGCAAGCAGGCCAUGCACAUUUCUGAGACAGACUGCCCAGCCACUCAGUCUCAAAGAUGCUCUGUCUUCUGCUUCCUCCUAAUAUUUCCCCUGGGAACAGUGUUUGUGACCAAUGGGAAUCCUGACACACUGACAAACAGAGCAUCCCACCCAGUCCUGUUCCCUUUAGGAAUCCUUCAGCUGGUUCAGAAGGUCCUUUCUUUGAACCAGCUCCCUGAUUUGCAGCAUAUUCUCAAGCAAUCCCUAAAAGUCUCAGUGAAGCAGAUGAGUGGAUAAAGAGAAGACUUUGAGGUUAGGGACUUUCCUCUAAAGUAGGAUUGCUGCAAGACGGAGCCCUUCCCUUUAUUUUUGCCUGUUGGCAAGUUUUCAAAAUGCCGCUCCUUUUUACAGUGUGCGUGUGUGUGAGUAUAUAUGUGUCUGCAUAUAAAUUAUUUUAUUGCAAUAAAAGUUUCCACAUUUCCCCCC
Messenger RNA from Podarcis lilfordi (Lilford's wall lizard), 13060 nucleotides. The record is from the annotation of a GenBank genome assembly. NCBI's taxonomy places the organism in Eukaryota, Metazoa, Chordata, Lepidosauria, Squamata, Lacertidae.